AUGUUGCCUGGCCUCACAGAAAUCCCCGAUGUUAUCAACGCUACAGUGACCGUGUUAGUAAAAGUGAUUGAACGGACCAUCACAGCUGACAUGAAGAACGCAUCCUCCCAGGCCUACGAGAACUCCACAGACCUCUUCGUGAGCCAGGUGGGAGCAGGUCCUCAGUCAGCUGACCGUCUGAAAGAGGAGAACUAUGGCUUUGAGAAAAGGGUUCACAUUCAUUUUGCCAGCUGCCAAGAAGAGCGCAAAGGAGGCUCUGCCAUGUCGACGAGGACGCUGAGCACUGAGACAGUCCCCACCACUAGUGAGGCCACCAGCACUGAGACAGUGCCCACCACUAGUGAUGCCACCAGCACUGAGACAGUCCCCACCACUAGUGAUGCCACCGGCACUGCUACAGUCCCCACCACUAGUGAUGCCACCAGCACUGAGACAGUCCCCACCACUAGUGAUGCCACUGGCACUGCUACAGACCCCACCACUAGUGAUGUCACCAGCACUGCUACAGAUACCACCACCAGUGAUGUCACCAGCACUGCUACAGACACCACCACUACUGAUGUCACCAGCACUGCUACAGACACCACCACUAGUGAUGUCACCAGCACUGCUACAGACACCACCACUACUGAUGUCACCAGCACUGCUACAGACACCACCACUACUGAUGUCACCAGCACUGCUACAGACACCACCACCAGUGAUGUCACCACCACUGCAACAGACACCACCAGCAGUGAUGUCACCAGCACUGCUAUAGGCACCACCAGCAGUGAUGUCACCAGCACUGCUACAGGCACCACCACUAGUGAUGUCACCAGCACUGCUACAGAUACCACCACUAGUGAUGUCACCACCACUGCUGAAGUUACCACCACUAGUGAAGUCACCACCACUGCUGAAGUCACCACUACCCUCGUCCCCACCACUACUGCAGAGAAAUGCAUGAACGGAGGGUCCUGGACGGGUGAGAUUUGCAUCUGCCCCAACGGCUUCGGAGGGGAUCGCUGCGAGAAUAUAGUCAACGUGGUCAUCUGUGAGAACGGAGGCACGUGGGAUGGGCUCAAAUGUCUGUGCACCAGCCUCUUCAUUGGGCCACGGUGUGAGGAGAUGGUGGACAGCCUAGAGAUGGAGCCCACGGUCGCUGCGUCUGUGGAAGUGAGCGUGACAGUAACGAGUCAAAACUACAGCGAGAAGCUACAGGACCGAAACUCGGAAGAAUUCAGUAACUUCAAUAAGACGUUCACAAAGCAGAUGGCUAUAAUUUAUUCUGGUAUCCCGGAGUAUGACGGGGUUAUCAUCAAAAGUCUGAGCAAAGGCAGUAUCGUGGUGGAUUAUGAUGUCAUCCUGAAGGCCACGUAUACCCCGGGAUUCGAAAACACAUUAGAAACCGUCGUCAAAAACCUGGAGACAAAAAUCAAGAAUGCGACAGAAAUUCAAGUACAAGAUGAAAAUUAUAACUGUUCAGCUUUACUGUGUUUCAACUCCACUGCCACCAAGGUGCAAAACAAUGUCACAGUCAGUGUCAAUCCUGAGGAGACAUGCAAGAAGGAGGCCGGAGAGGACUUUGCGAAGUUUGUCACACUGGGGCAGAAGGCAGAUAAGUGGUACUGUAUCACGCCUUGCUCGGCAGGCUACAGCACCUCCAAGAACUGCAACUACGGCAAAUGCCAGCUGCAGCGAAGUGGACCCCAGUGCCUCUGCCUGACCACCGAUACUCACUGGUACAGCGGGGAAAACUGCGACCGGGGCAUCCAGAAAAGCCUGGUGUACGGACUCGGGGGAGCCGGGGUGGCAGUGCUGUUGGUGAUCCUCGUGAUCCUCCUUGUGUUCUCCAUCCGCUUCAGGAGAGAGGCGCAGAGGCAAAGGUCCAGGGUGUCUGAGAUGUACAAGUGGGGCGAAGAGGAGGGCAGAGCAACUCCUGGAACCUUCCACAACAUUGGUUUUGACCACAAUGAAGAGCGAGAAAACUACAUCCCCUUGGACUCUGUGUACAGCAACUUCCAGCCUUCCCUAAGCCAUAUAAACCCAGAAAGAAAGAUCCAGAUUCAGAGGCCCCAGGUAGUCAUGACAUCGUUGUAAACACUCACACAAAAGCGGUUUUGCAUGGAUCUGUGGAGCUGAGGACCCAGGAGAAGCGUGUUUGGCCAAGCGUGGCGGAACACACCCGACCUUGAGAAUUCCCCAUAGAGACUUAUGGAGAAACAGACCCUGCAGUUACCAAGAAUGGAUACCAGAGGGACGAGGCUGGAAGCUCCGACAGGAUGGAAACUGCAGUGGCCAGGCUAAGAGGGCAGGCAAAACCUCCCAGAAAGAACCCCGUGCCCAGAGACGUCUCCUACCCCGGGCCCGCCAUCAGCACCAAGGACAGAGCCCGCCCACCCGCCCGCGGCCAUGUGGGUUGCUGUGACUUCCAGAUUGCAUUUUACCAUCCGCAAAGCACGCUUCUCAGAAAGAUUACCUCCCAUCUCCAUGCCAAGCACUGCUUUUAACAUAGACCACCUGUCUUUACAAGGUCAUGCUUAGUUUUAAAUUUCUUUUUAAGACUGGGUAUGAUUAAAGUUUAUUUUAUUGAGUUCAA
Messenger RNA from Mus pahari (shrew mouse), 2581 nucleotides. RefSeq names its product mucin-17. NCBI's taxonomy places the organism in Eukaryota, Metazoa, Chordata, Mammalia, Rodentia, Muridae. The record is from RefSeq and is a predicted model, not a curated record. The transcript has 14 exons. Bases 1 to 2082 code for a protein of 693 amino acids.